CAUGUAGACGCACCCCUACAAAUCCAUAUCUACAAAUAUACGCCAUCACUUGUGUAGGACUACACACAUCCCACAGCUACCACCUCAUCAUCGUCUAGCCCUAGCUAGAGCAGCAACUCAUCUUAAUCUGUAAACACACAUACACACACAAAAAUACCUCUAUAUGUAGCUAACUUAGCUCAGCUAGUAUCGGUUACCCGCUAGCAUCACAGCCCACACAAGCGCACAUACACACACUCCAAAGAAAACACACGCGCCAAGAAAACAAAGAAAAUCAACAAGCCAUGGGGAUGGAAAUCCUGAGCUCCACGGUGGAGCACUGCUCCCAGUACUCUUCCAGCGCGUCCACGGCCACAACGGAGUCAGGCGCCGCCGGAAGAUCGACGACGGCUCUGAGCCUACCAGUUGCCAUCACCGACGAGUCCGUUACCUCGCGGUCGGCAUCGGCGCAGCCGGCGUCAUCACGGUUCAAGGGCGUGGUGCCGCAGCCCAACGGGCGGUGGGGCUCCCAGAUCUACGAGCGCCACGCUCGCGUCUGGCUCGGCACCUUCCCGGAUCAGGACUCGGCGGCGCGUGCCUACGACGUUGCCUCGCUCAGGUACCGGGGCCGCGAUGCCGCCACCAACUUCCCGUGCGCCGCUGCGGAAGCGGAGCUCGCCUUCCUGACCGCGCACUCCAAGGCCGAGAUCGUCGACAUGCUCCGGAAGCACACCUACGCCGACGAACUCCGCCAGGGCCUGCGGCGCGGCCGCGGCAUGGGUGCGCGCGCGCAGCCGACGCCGUCGUGGGCGCGGGUUCCCCUUUUCGAGAAGGCUGUGACCCCUAGCGAUGUCGGCAAGCUCAAUCGCCUGGUGGUGCCGAAGCAGCACGCCGAGAAGCACUUCCCCCUGAAGUGCACCGCAGAGACGACGACCACCACCGGCAACGGCGUGCUGCUAAACUUCGAGGAUGGUGAGGGGAAGGUGUGGAGGUUCCGGUACUCGUAUUGGAACAGUAGCCAGAGCUACGUGCUCACCAAAGGCUGGAGCAGCUUCGUCCGGGAGAAGGGCCUCGGCGCAGGCGACUCCAUCGUCUUCUCCUCCUCGGCGUACGGGCAGGAGAAGCAGUUAUUCAUCAACUGCAAAAAGAACACGACUAUGAACGGCGGCAAAACAGCGUUGCCGCUGCCAGUGGUGGAGACUGCCAAAGGAGAACAAGACCACGUCGUUAAGUUGUUCGGUGUUGACAUCGCCGGUGUGAAGAGGGUGCGAGCGGCGACGGGGGAGCUAGGCCCGCCGGAGUUGUUCAAGAGACAAUCCGUGGCACACGGUCAGCACUCUCCUUCCCUAGGUGUCUUCGCCUUAUAGCAUCUGCACAUACACCUACAUAUAUUCUUCUCCUCCCUUAUAUCUUGAUCCUGUUGGUGGAUUAGAUAAAUCUGUAUAGAACUCAGUUUCAAGUCGGAUUGCAAAGUGAGUUGUAGUAUAUGUAAUUAUGUGUGUGCACAAUUAGGAAUUCUAGCUAUAGAGAUCAUAAUAAUCCUACGAUUGUUUGUUGCACAUCUAUGUAUGUACUAUCAUUUGGCACAUCAAAAACUUCCAUUCUGCCAUCA
This is a messenger RNA of Hordeum vulgare subsp. vulgare (domesticated barley), 1591 nucleotides long. RefSeq names its product AP2/ERF and B3 domain-containing protein Os01g0141000-like. Gene Ontology annotation, biological process: regulation of DNA-templated transcription. NCBI's taxonomy places the organism in Eukaryota, Viridiplantae, Streptophyta, Magnoliopsida, Poales, Poaceae. Gene Ontology annotation, molecular function: DNA binding; DNA-binding transcription factor activity. The transcript has a single exon. The coding region runs from base 285 to 1346 and encodes 353 amino acids. The record is from RefSeq and is a predicted model, not a curated record.